This is a messenger RNA of Phragmites australis (common reed), 3524 nucleotides long. Its product is annotated as interactor of constitutive active ROPs 2, chloroplastic-like. Bases 1324 to 3189 code for a protein of 621 amino acids. NCBI's taxonomy places the organism in Eukaryota, Viridiplantae, Streptophyta, Magnoliopsida, Poales, Poaceae. The record is from RefSeq and is a predicted model, not a curated record. The transcript has 5 exons.
GGGAAAAAAGUUUGCCUACAGUUUGGUGAUGGUGGCUGCUUCGUUAAUGAGGUACCUUACGAAUAAGGAAGUAAACAAGCUCUUCAUUCUUUGAUAUCAUAGAGACUAACCAGACGAAGCAUACUGACAACUGGGGCCCAACUCUAGGCUGUCCCCACCUGACAGUAACACAGUUCAAGGACCCAGCUCGGUGGACGAAAGCAGCAGCAGCAGCCGUCGAGACCAGGGCCCAAGGAAGCUGACCGGUGGGCCGGGCUCCAAUCACUGGCUCGUGGGCCCCCAUGCAGCGCAGUUUCCGCAUGCCCCGGGACACGUGCCGCGGCGGCCUCGUUCGGGGAGCCACCUCGCAGGCAACAGGGAGGCGCACAGGCCGCACCACCAUCCCACCCCCAUAGAAGCAAGUGAAAGCAAACCGGGAAGCGUGGGAGACCUGGCCUCAGAGGAGAGAGAGGACGCUGCUGGGCAGUAGCAGGCUAGCUAGCAGCACCAGGAUACAGAGAGAGUGAGAGGGGAGGAGGCGCAACAAGACUUGGAGGAGAGAGAGAGAGAGAGAGGUGAGCACCUUGCAAUGCUGCUGCUUCUGCCUUUGAUCCAUUCUUCCUAUUGCAGAAAUGCAUGUCCUUGCUUGGUCGCUUGUAUCGUCGAUUUGUGAUAGGGGAAGCUUCGUUUUUCUUUGGAUUGGUACAUAGUGUACUGUGGUAGGGAAAUGCUGUAGGAGGAAGAAGGGGGGAUAGAUGCGCAGGUCUUUGGUUCCUUCCUCCAUGGCUAGAUAGAUUGAAAACCCAAGAAAGGCUCCUUCUUUUGCAUCCUUACUUUUGUUUUACCCCCUUUUUUGGCCUGCUUAUUUGGAUAAUUUGAUCUUUUUUGUGAUUUCUUUGGUUUCAGAAGCAAGUUCCUUUACAUUUGAACUUCACAUACCUGUUCUUUUUUACUCUUGUUGAUGGCCACAAACAGGUGAAGGAAGCUAUUACCAGUAACAUUUUUCUUCGGCAACUGAAAUAAGCUACUAAUAAAUGUCUCUCGGUACUGUUAGUACAGUAUUAAUGCUUUAAUCCUCAGACAAUGCGUUUCAAGAAGUGCAGAUAAUGCUUCGGUUCUUGAAAUGCUUCGUGUUUUUACAGUUUUACUCUAUCUUUGUGUCUCUAUCCCUCACCUCGCAUCACUGUUUGCAUCUGCCGGUGGUGUCUCCCAUUCGCGAUGAACUUCUAUACUUCUGCAGUGGUUUUGUCCUGCCGGUGUCAGAGCGGGAACAGUUCAGGAUAUAUCAUAAUAACCUUCUCGACAGUUAGGUGAGUGCAGAAGGAUUUGGUGAGGAAUCUCAUCAUGCAGACUUCAAAAACAAGGAAUGGGCCUUCAGAUGCCCCGCAGAGGACUUCUCCAAGGACACCACGGUCAUCUCGUGUGGCCAAAACUGGAGGGAAUGAAACUGAUUCUACAGGAGUUACCCCAACAAGAACACCUACGGAGAGGAGCCCUAAGGUCACUGAGCGGCGGUCUCCACGAAGCCCAAUUACUGAGAAGAAGCGGCCAAGUAGGCUAUCUGAAUCGGAGUCUAAGGUCAGCCAGCUGCAAGAUGAACUGAAGAAGGUCAAGGAGCAGCUUAGCUUAUCGGAGGCACGAAGGCACCACACACAGCAGGAAGCUGAGGAAGCAAAAAAGCAGGAGCAGGCUGCAAUCUCGAAGCUGGAGGACUUGCAGCGCCAGCUUGAUGAGUCCUCAGCUGCAGAGCAAUCCCAUCUCCAGGAACUGCGCAAGAUCUCACAGGAGCGCGACCGUGCCUGGGAGUCUGAGCUCGAGGCUGUGCAGAAGCAGCAGUCAGCAGAUACCACUGCACUCAGCUCAGCCAUGUCUGAGAUUCAGAGGCUGAAGCAGCAGCUGGAAGCCACAGCACAGUCUGAUGCUGCCCGUGCAAAGCAAUGUGAGUAUGCAGAAUCUGAGAUUGAGGGCCUAAAGCAGGACAUGGAGAUCCGCCUAGCGACUAUCGAGGGCCUGAAGGUCAAUGUCGGUGAGAGUGACAAGGCUGCAGCUGAGGCGAAUUGCAUGGCAACUGAAACCAAGCAGCAGCUGGAGGCAGCAAAAGCCACCAUCGACUCGCUAGUAGCUGAGGGUGUCCGUAUGCAGGAAUGCCUGAGGUUAAAGGACAUGGAGCUCAAUGAGUCUAAGGCUCUCAUAGCGUCUCUCGAGGAGGAUCUGAAGAAUGCACAGGCUGAAGGUCAUGAAUCUCUGAAGAAGGCGCAGGACACAGGUAAUAUUGGUGACAGCUUUGGCAAUCCUGAGCCUGAAGCUCUGAAGAAGGUGCUGACCACUAGUGAUGCCAAUGGGGGUUGUGAAAGUUCUGACCCAGAGAUUGAACACUUGCGUACUGCGCUUGAGGUGGCUGAGAUAAGGUACCAGGAGGUGCAAACUCGGAUGACUAUUGAGACGAAGACCGCAUACCAAAUGCUGGAGAAUGUGAAGGCUGAGUGCGCGUGCAGAGUGUGUGAUCUUGAACACGAGCUGAAGAAAAAUAAUGAUGAACUCAUGGAAGCGAAGGCAGCAUGUGUGAGCAUAGUGCAGCAGGACCUUCACAAGCCAGAUGCCAUGAGUGACAUGCAGCCGGAGCUGGAGGCCAAGCUGAUGAAGUCAAUCACCGACAUCGCCGAGCUCAAGGCGAGCCUGAUGGACAAAGAGAACGCGCUGCAGAGCAUGGCGGAGGAGAACGAGACCCUCAAGUCGGAGGUGGGCAAGAUGAAUGCCGAGCUGCAGCACAAGUACGAGGCGGCGGUGGCGGAGCUGGAACUUGCUAAGGCCGCUGAGCAGGACGUCCGGAUGCGGCUCGGUUUCGUAACCGAGGAAGCCGACAAGAGCAGCCGGCGCGCGGCUCGGGCCUCUGAGCAGCUGGAUGCUGCGCAGGCGAGCAGCGCGGAGAUGGAGGCCGAGCUGCGCCGGCUGCGCGUGCAGUCUGACCAGUGGCGCAAGGCCGCCGAGGCAGCCGCGGCUGCGCUCACGGGUGCCGGCGGAGUGGACAACAACAACAACAGUAAGACGGUGGAGAGGACGGGGUCGCUGGACCCAGAGUACAACUCCCUCGGCGGGAAGCUGAUGAGCUCGCCGUUCUUGGACGAGGUGGACGGGGAGUCGCCGAAGCGGCGCAACAGCAGCGGCGUGCUGAGGAGGAUGAGCGGGCUCUGGAAGAAGAGCCCCAAGUGAGAUGAAUCAAAGCAGAGUCAGGUAGUGUAGGUGCAGCAGCAAGAUCCAACGAGUGAUGAGAUGCUACAGCCGCCAUAUUCGGUAGUGAUCAGUGGAGAGUUCUUUUACUGCAUGGUACGCUAGUAGUGUAAGCAUCUGGGUGCUGUAUGAGUAGUUAGGCUGAUGAAUGCAUGGAUGGAUACCUGCAAGACAAGAUCUACAGCUAACAUUCUGGACAUCAUAUUGCUUGGCUACUGCAGUUAAAACUUGAAAAAAAAACUUGGUGAGGAGGAGCAGCUGCUUUGGGCUGCCUAUGCUCCAGCAUCGUUCUCAUAUGCUGUACUAUCAUAUCAUGC